Molecule: messenger RNA, 2229 nt
Organism: Argentina anserina (silverweed cinquefoil)
Lineage: Eukaryota; Viridiplantae; Streptophyta; Magnoliopsida; Rosales; Rosaceae
Exons: 7
Coding region: 1-2229 (742 amino acids)
Biological process (GO): DNA integration
Molecular function (GO): RNA-DNA hybrid ribonuclease activity; nucleic acid binding
Source: RefSeq, a predicted model, not a curated record
AUGCCAGGCUUGUCGCCAGAUUUGGGUUGCAAUCGUUUGCCUAUAAUAGAAGGGUACAAGCCUGUACAACAAAGCCCACGGCGAAUGAGUGCAGACACAGCAGCAGCAGUCAAGAAAGAGGUUCAAAACAUGUUCCAAGCCGGUAUUAUCCGACCAGCUAAAUACUCUCAAUGGUUGUCAAACAUAGUACCAGUGCGGAAGAAGAAUGACAAAAUUCGCGUGUGUGUGGACUACAGGAAUCUGAAUGUGGCAACACCGAAAGAUGUUUAUCCUAUGCCCGUGGCGGAUAUGUUAGUCGAUGCAGUCGCAGGACACGAACUACUAUCUUUUAUGGACGACACAACUGGUUAUCACCAGAUUCCUGUUUAUGAACCAGAUAGACACAAAACGGCGUUUAGAUGUCCAGGGUUAACUAGAGUGUUUGAAUAUAACAAUAUGCCAUUUGUGCAUGAAAGAGAUAUUGAAGUCGCUGAGGAUAAGGCAAGGGCGGUUCUAGACACGCCGGCACCUAGGAACAAGAAGGAACUUCAGUGUUUGCUUGGGAAAAUAAACUUCCUUCGAUGCUUCAUUUCUAAUUCCGCUGGCAAAACCGCAGUCUUUUCGCCUUUGCUGAAGCUUAAAGCGGAUCAAGAGUUUCAGUGGGGACCUGCGCAACAAGCAGUUUUUGAUAAAAUCAAGGAAUACCUUACUCAUCCACCUGUUCUUAGACCCUCACGGCCUGGAGUACCGCUGAAGCUAUACAUCUCAGCAUCCCCUUACUCAAUUGCAGGACUCUUAGCACAAGAUGUGGUGGUGGCACAAACAGAUUUAGUGAAGUAUAUGCUUACUAGACAUAUGCUUAGGGGUCGGAUUGGCAAAUGGAUCUUGGCGUUAUCAGAGUUUUCUUUACAGUAUACACCUUUAAAGGCGCUCACAGGACAUGCAGUGUCCGACUUUUUGUUGCAGCAUCCUAUUAUGGAGGACGUUGAAGACCAGAACGUGCUAGAAUGGAAGUGCACUAACAAUCAGGCAGAAUAUGAGGCCAUCAUCAUUGGCCUGGAGCUGUUACUUGAUCUGGAGGUCACCGAGUUAGAGAUAUUAGGCGAUUCACUCCUAGUUAUUAACCAGCUCAAGGGUGUCUAUAGAUGGCGUUCGCAAGAGGAUUUUGAGGGUUCAGAGACGCACAUUACCUUCCUUUAUGACAAGGAAAGAGAUUGGCGGCAACCGAUUAUCCAGUACCUCACUGAUCCUUCUGCACCGGUGGACAAGAGGGUUAGAUAUUUUGCUACUAACUACGUCCUUCGAGGCGGUGAACUGUUGCGCAGGGCAGAAGAUGGCUUGUACCUGCGAUGCAUCUAUGGAGGUGAGGCUAAGAGGUGUUUACGGGAGGUUCAUUGUGGCAAUUGUGGUUCUCACAAAGCUGGUCCAAAGAUGUGGUGGCUCAUUCGUCGCUAUGGUUUCUAUUGGCCUACCAUGCUCAAGGACUGCAUCAGCUUCGCGCAGGGUUGCAUAGAAUGUCAAAUGCAUGGGCCAGUCCAGCAUGUGCCUGACGUUCCUCUGCAACCAAUCAUUAAACCUUGGCUAGGUCGCGGCUGGGCUUUAGACUUUAUUGGGGAGAUUCAUCCCAAUUCUUCCUUACAGCACAAGCACAUUCUACUGGCUACAUAUUUCUUCACCAAGUGGGUCGAGGCUAUACCAGUCAGGACGACAUCUUCAGAGGGGGCAUGUUUCAUGGCUGAAAAGACUCAGAAAUUCUUAGCGGGCUAUGGGAUCAAGUUUCUGCAUUCCAGUCCUUAUUAUGCUCAAGCGAAUGGUCAAGCAGAAGCUAGCAACCGCGUCAUUAUGUCUAUACUCAAACGAAUGUUGGAUGCAAAUCCGCGAUCUUGGCACACAGAGUUGGAUCACACGUUAUGGGCUUAUAGAACUUCCAAACGCACUCCAACUGGUACUACACCUUAUGCCUUGAUGUAUGGACAUGAUGCAGUCCUUCCUAUUGAGAUUAAUGGUCAGUCGCUGAGGGUUCGCGAGCAGCACCAGCUGAUUGGUGAAGACUAUGUUCAGGCUAUGUAUCAAGAGCAUGAGGACUUAGACUCUCGAAGGAUGGAAGUUCUCGACAGCCUUAUUGCAGAAAAGAAAAAGAUAGCACGGCUAUAUGACAAACGCACGAGAGGACGCAACUUUGGAGUUUGUGACUUAGUUUGGAAAGCUUUUUUGCCGUAUGGUGAGCGAGUUGAUGGUCGUGGUAAAUAG